Molecule: messenger RNA, 4869 nt
Organism: Odontomachus brunneus
Lineage: Eukaryota; Metazoa; Arthropoda; Insecta; Hymenoptera; Formicidae
Product: tetratricopeptide repeat protein 14 homolog
Exons: 13
Coding region: 199-3894 (1231 amino acids)
Molecular function (GO): protein binding
Source: RefSeq, a predicted model, not a curated record
CCAUCACUUGGUCCCAUCUAAAAAGACUGUUUCCGUUCCAAUGCAAUUGUGAGUUGCGCUGCAUGACCAAGCACGCAGUUCGGUUUUCGAUGAUGUCUCGAAGUGAUUAUUUCUGAGUUCACAUUGCCAGAUUUCUGCAGAACAUAAUACUUCGUACAAGCGUCUUACAGAUUAGGUUGGUCUCUUUGGUGAACGAAAAUGGAAUCUAUGGAUGCGCGUCUUGUGGCGCAAGCGUUGAACUACCAUGGCCAGCAGUUGCAGAAAGUAUGGGAAGGAGAGCGCAAUGAAAAUGAACUGGUUAUGCUCAAUCUCAAGGAUCCAAGUUUUGAAAUCUACCAACAACGACAAAAAACUUUGAGUUUUGGAGAUAGAGGCAAACGUCUAAAACUUCAACAAUUCCUUGCUAAAAAAGCUGAUGCCUUGUAUGAUAAAUCAAAUUUGGAGAAAACUACAGAAUGCAUUAAGCAACAGCUAGGAGAUGAAGAAUUUUAUGCUACAGUACCAGGACUUGAUACUUUUGUCACUAUGGAGAAGUCUCAGCGUAUUCGUAACUUUUUGGAGAGUUUAGUAAUUGGAGAUGUAAUUUACGCGCAAGUAAUGGGUAAAAGUGCUGCUGGUCUGCUUCUGAAGGUGCUUUGCAACUGUAGUGACUGUCCUCGAGUUGUUACUGAAUUGGGAGUUAAGGCAUUGAUAUUAAAUACGGCCACUAUGCCAGCGGUGGACAAGAAAGGUGUAACGAGGGGCUACAUGGCAAAUGAUCUCGUCUGCGUCGUAGUGAGUGAAGUUAACGUUGAGGCGGAACGAGUUGUUGCAGUUAUGAACACAGAGCCCCGUGAGGGGCAAGCACCACAUCCACCUAUGGGACUUAUCCAUUCUGAUGAUCUUCCGGAAGCUUAUAAGAAAGCAAUGGACAACAAAGGACAGAGUUAUGAAACGCUGUUGGAGAAUAGUACAGGCUUCAACAAUCCAAACAACAUAAAAUAUCUGUGCGACUUAAUCGGCCUCGGACAAGAGAAUCACUCUAACAUGGUUGGCUUGAGAGAAAGAUUCCCACCUAACGAAUAUGCUUCUGAGUUGAGACAAACACAGGCGAGCAAAUGGGCAUUCCGAAGUGUCGCAGAGGGUAUAGAUCAUUUUAAGGCUGGUCGUCAUUCUGAAGCUUUCCAGUGCCUCAACAAAGCACUUACUGUUGACCCUCGUAACGUCGAGGGCUUAGUCGCUCGAGGAGCAUUAUAUGCAAAUAGUGGAAGUUUCAAGAAGGCGAUCGACGAUUUUGAGACCGCGCUAAAAUUAAAUCAAACACAUAUAAAUGCUCGUAAGUAUAUGGCAGAAACGCUCGUUGCGCUCGGUCGCAGUUAUGAAGAUGAGAAGAAGUACGAGGAUGCUCAGAAAGCAUAUGAGAAUUGUUUGGCGAUUGCUCCAUAUCAUGAAGAAGCACGAAAUUCUAUCGAAUAUGUAAAAUCUAAAACUCUCACAGCAUCGUUGAAUCCUCUCGAUACUUUUAAAAAUUUUGAAGCCGAAAACGACGUUGUGGAAAAUAAAAAAGAUAAGAAGAAGCGCAAGAAGGAAAGAAAAUCUAGAUCAAAAAAAAGACAAAGAUGGAGUUCCAGCUCAAGUUCUUCAUCCAGCGGAUCCUCAAGCUCUUCGAGUUCAGAUUCAAGCAGCUCAUCGUCGUCUGGAAGCUCACGAUCCGUUUCUCGUUCGCCUAGUCGCAAACGAAAGCAUAAGAAAGAUCACCGCAGUUCGCUUUCUCCGCUUAGUAAGCGAAUGGCACAAUAUAACAAUCCUCCAGCUGCGGCUACUACCACUCAUGAUACAAUUGCACCAGCUUCUUAUACCACCAACACCCGUGAGAAAAUGGAUGACUAUGAAAUCAAAGUACGCAAGUUUCUUGAACAAACCAAGGAUGAUUCUGAUUAUGAAGAUAAGGUAAGAAAAUUUUUGGAAGAGACAGCAAGAUGGAAGAGAGAAAGAGAGAAGGAAAAGAAACACUCCGAAAGCGAAAAAUUAAAAAAGAAGAAGAAAAAGGAGAAGAAAGGAAAGGAUAAGGAAAAAGAGGAUAAGAAGAGUCGAAAAAAGAAGAAGAAGGAAGAGCGUAAAAAACGUAAAAACAAGGACAAGCUUGAACGAGAUUUAGAAGCACUGAAAAAGUCAUCUUUACCGGACUUGGAACAAUUAGAAUCCAAACUUAAUGCUUAUUAUGCGAAAGUUGAGAAAGACUGUGCGGCGCUAAAAAGGUAUGUAGCACAGUAUAAUGACAUACCUUCCCCUCUUAGCAACGCGGAGAAGCUCGCUGAGAGUUCGCGCAGAGAGGAAGAGCUGCGCAGAGAGAGGGAGAGGGAGAGAGACGAAGCUUCGAAGGCGUAUCACGAGAGAGAACCUAGAGUACCGAUGACUGCGCAACAAAGGAAAGAAAUCCAGAGGAAACCUUUAACAGACAUAUUUGAACAAGAGUCCCAACUAAUUCAUCCGGAACCGAAGCUCCCUACACUAGAUACCGCCGCAUUGAAUGCUAAGUGGAAGGCUGCUCAAGCUGCUAGACAAAAGGACGUACCUUCGCAAAAAUGGCAAGAAGUGGCAGAGAGCAAAAAGCUGCAAUCUAACGUCUUCGUGGACAGCGACGAGGAUGACGACAACGAAUUAGAGGAAAGGAUUCAACGCGCGGCUCUCGAGAAGUCUUUGAACAUACGUAAACAGAUGCAACGUGAGCUUGCCGAAAAAAGGGCAACACCAGCACAGCCAAUGUCCGCACCGACGCCUCCACCACCAUUGCCCAAAGAGCCGCCAAUGCCAAAGCAAGCGCCUGUCAAGUAUCCUACGCCACAGCCGCAAAAUAAGUUUCAGUCAUACAAGGACCCAUCUCUAUCUGUACCUCAAACCACACCCACCAAGUUCAGUUCCAGCAAUAAUUUGGGUGGCAAAUUUCAACCAAUUGGCCAAAACAGCGGAACCGGACAUCCGCCGGAACCACCACGUCCACCACCAUCGACGAAGAAUCAAAAUCAAGCCAAAGGUCCGAGAACUGAUUCUGAUAGUGAAGCCGAACGUCAGCAUCGGCAAACUCCGAAAAAACGCGAAUCUAAUAGCAGGGGCGGAGUGAAUAAGAGAAUGAGCAGAGAUCGUCCAGCGAAACGAUCUCGCAGUAGAUCUCGCAGCGCCUCCAGCUCGGGCUCGUCGAGAUCUCGAUCGCCAAGACGAAGUCGUUCACGAUCAUAUUCAAACCGACGAUCCGGAAGUUACGAAAGAAAGUACAGUAGAUCACCUUCGGGCACAUACAGUAGAUCGCGAUCAAGGUCACGGUCUAGAUCGUACACGAGAAGUCGUACUCGCAGUAGAUCGGGCGACAGGGGCUACUAUCGUAAGAGGCAAUUUCGGCCGUACAAUAAUCGCGGUACAUAUUAUAAGCCGCGUUUCCAAGGAUUCAACAAUCCAAACCAUCGUGGCGGCGGUAAUAAUUUCCAGAACCGGAACCGUUUUUACAAUAAUCAACAUAACAAUCGUUUCGGUAAUCGACGCGGUGGCGGUUUCAAUAAUCGUGGUGGUGGUCGCGGUCGUGGCAACCGUGGUGGUAGAUUCUUCCACGGUAAGCAAGGCUUCCGCGAUUUCCGUGACAGACGAGAUUUCAGAGAUCGACGCGCGACAUCGCGUGAUCGUUAUAGCGAUCGCAGCUACUCGCCAGAUCCAAUGCGAAAGGUUGACGAGGCGAAGGAAAAGAUAAACAAGAUGCUCGAAGGUGGUGACGAUGUUGAACAUCAGCAAGGUAGCGGUGGCUCGACAGUGCCGCCCAACAAGAGACAAGCUGGACCCUUGAGUGAGGGCGAGGAAAGAGACGAUGAUGACUAUGAGAGGUGGGGAGAGGGGGAGGGGGGCGACACAACUAAUAAGGUUGGUUAGGUUCUGUGUAGGCUUUCGUAAAAGAAUAGAUAAUCUUCUUCAUGAUGAUCAUGAUAAUCAUGAUAAUCCGGACGAUGAUAAAAGAAGGAAUAAUUGAUGAGAAUAAUAACAAUGAGGAUGGCAAUGAUGAUGAUGAAGAUGAAGAUGAUGAUGAUGGUGGUGGUGGUGACGGUGAUGAUAAUGAUGAUGAUGACGAUGAUAAAAAUGAUGAGGAUUAUGAUUAUGAUGAUGAUGAUGAUGAUGAUGAUAAUGAUGAUGAUGAUGAUGAUGAUGAUAAUCAGCCACAUGCGCGAGAAAACUCGAGUCAGGAGCCAACUAACUCUCGUUUGUUGCUAGAGUAAGGAGGUUGGACCUAUCAACGAUAACCUAGAAGGCAAGGAGUACUUCAUUGAGCGCAUGAAGCAGCGAAGCAAGAGUGUUUUAAUGCAGAGAGCCAUUGCAGCUAAGAUUUGGUAGAUACCACUGUCGUCGUCACCGUCGCACUGUUUCUUUGUUUCUCCUUCGUCUGUGAUAUAGUCAUUUUUCUCGAUCCGUAGUCAACGGCGCUCGAUCAUGUGAGACACCUAUACUUUCGUAGAUUUAGCACUGCUCACUCUUUCAAUGAACGUAUCUAAUUAAUUUAACCCACAUAUGGCGUAGCAAUAAUUAGGUGAUCGUUUAAUACUGUUUUAUUAAUACGCGAUAAACACUUAAUGAAACAUACAAUGGCGAGUGGCUUUUCAUCAUCAUACAUUAUCAGAAAAAAUAUCAAAUUUCUUUGUUUUAUUAUACAAUCUUUAUUCAUGUACAAGGCAGUCAUGAUAUUCUUAACAUUCUUAUUAGGGUUCCUACUAUUUUUGAUCAUAUGCAUAUAUGUGCAUAUUCUUGAAAAUCGUAGUCACUACAUGUCAAAGCAUAUAUACCAGUCUAUGUAUAUUGAAUUGAGUUUUGUGUAUAUUGAAUAUGCUUAUCCAUAAUAAAAAAAUUGAUGUAAUA